Molecule: messenger RNA, 2241 nt
Organism: Poeciliopsis prolifica (blackstripe livebearer)
Lineage: Eukaryota; Metazoa; Chordata; Actinopteri; Cyprinodontiformes; Poeciliidae
Exons: 8
Coding region: 27-1463 (478 amino acids)
Biological process (GO): inflammatory response; immune response; cytokine-mediated signaling pathway
Molecular function (GO): cytokine activity
Source: RefSeq, a predicted model, not a curated record
ACAGUAAUAUUUCCUCAAUAUUUACCAUGCAAUCUGAGACAAUGCAAGAUACAUUCUCAUUUCUUCUUUUCUGCUUUGGUUCUGUAAAAGUGACUUACGGUUACCUUAUUUCGAGUGCUUGCAAAACAACCUCUCAAAAUGAAGGCUGGUUUCUUUUGAGAUGUUCUCUAUUUUAUUUGUUAGCAGCACAUUCCAGUGCAGUGUUGAAGAGGGUGUUAGGAUCACUUCGUUGGGAACCUCGUCUGCUGGCGGCGAUCGGUUCCUGUUUCCCAACUGCCUGGGCUCCCAUAUCUGCUUCCCCAUUGUCCUCAGCAGUUCAAUUGACACCGAAGCUUUUACGCUUGGCUGUCGCCAUCGGCUUCCUUCAGUCCUCCACAACAUCAGCCGGAGACUCAGCCUCCAACAUGAACAUGGAUGGAUCCACUGUUAAGGGGAGUGUGUUGAUUCGACACCAACUCCAUGAGGGGAAGCACCACUAUGAAGUGGGAGAAGUGGUGAAGUACAAAAACCAAACUGGAAGGAAAAUGUUCAUAAGAAGAGGCGAUAAGCUGAUGGAGAUAAAUGGAGUUGAUCUCCAGGACUUAGAACCUGAGGAGCUGGCCAAAACGAUCUCCGAAGGAAAUCCAUUGCUGUCAGUGCAGAAGAGAGAAAUAGAGCCUGAAAAGGAGGAGCAGCUGCCCCUAGAUGAGGACACCUUGCAGCCCUACGACAAGGAGUCCACUGUCCUGAGUUUUUCCUGGGAGUUGACGAGAGAGGAAGACGCCGAAGAAGGGGAGAAAAACGGGACAACAGAUUCAGAGGAGAAUGUGUGCCAAGAUGUGUGCAAGGAGAAUGGGGAGAGCAGAGACCUCCUUGUAAUUCACAUGACCAACACCAGCAUCACUGUGGUGGGAACCAGGGGUUGUAGUGAAUGUGAGGAGACAGGAUGCACCGUCAAUGACAUCGUGAUGGUGGCAGAAUCCAGCACAGUGACAUUGGUUCCCAGAGGAGAUGUAAGUUUCAGGCAGGAAAAGCUAGUAGAAGUCUUGAUAAAACAUGUGCCCACUCAUCGCUACCUCAGAACUAUCUGCUCGGAAAAGACCGUCACCUCUUCACCAAAUCCAGAAAAGAUCACUAUCUACUAUUACAAGUCGAAUGCCAUGGAUAAGAAGUUCAGAGGAAUUGCAGUGGUGCUAAAUCUCACUGGUUCCAAUUGCUUUCUCAGGUGCUACAAGGAAGGAGACAGGGUGCUCCUACAGACAGAGACGUGUGAAAAGCAGAGACUGAGGCAGAUCUCCAAGAAUGACGAGUGCACCUUCUCCUUUGUCUUCUACAUGAUGUCUGACCGCACAAAACAGCGAAAAUUUGAGUCUGCGCUCCACAAAGGCUGGUUCAUCCACAUAGCCAACUCUGAUUUGGUGGAAAUGGCUGAGACAGAUGGAGAAUCGGGAGAUUCAUCGUUCCUCUUUAUCAUUCAGAAGUGAGACGGGGUCGUUUUCUACACUCUCAUACUCACUUUUUCGCCGCCACACUGUAAAUAAAAUGUUGAGACCUGACAGAAGCUCUUUUUGUUCAUCCCAUCUGGUUAUGUGAUAAAAACUAUCUGUGUGAAGCUCUGACUUGGUGGACACGUGUCAUAUGGUUGUUUUACUAUCGCUCAGUUUAACAUUUUUUGUUGUUUUAUAUGAUUAAUAUUUCAAAUUAUUUGGAAAAAAGUGACUUUCAAACAACAUUUUUUAUGAUAAAUUUGUGGUUUUCCCCUUUGACCAUAUGUAAGUUUUAUUUGCAACAAUUUCAUGUUAUCUUGAAAGUCCUUAUGACAUCCAAUUAAUGCUUUUAUAUGACCUGUUUUUUUAUUAUAUGUCACGACUGCAGAUCUUUACCAGCUGAGACAUAAAAACUGACCUUAUAAAUAUUAUUAUAUUUAACAAUGGCCUUUUCAUAGAAGUAUUUUAAUUUACACACAAAAAAAUGCACAUUUUGUCAGAUAAGGAUUGAUUGAGUCUGGCCAAUCAGAGCAGGGUUGACCACCAUCGUUGCAUUGAUAAAUUGUAUUUUGUUCCAAAAGUUGAAGAAUUAUUUUAGGCAUACUGCAGUUCAUUGGAGCAGUUGUUGCACUUUCCCCCAUUUUAAUUUAUUGUAGCAGCAAAAAUAUUGAUAAAACCUUUUUUAUUACUAUUGUAGCUAUGACAUUUAUUUAAAUGAAAUCAAAUUCCUUGCACUCCAAAAAAAAAAAAAAAAAAAAAACUUGAAAUGAAAUUA